AUGGUUAAGAAUAAUCAAACAUUUUCUCACACAAACUUGAUAUUUGACGGAUACAUCCAUAUUUCUCAGGUUAAUUCAAUGGAUUCACUGAUGCUUAGUGGAACCGGAAAGCUCACAAUGUUUAACAACAGAACCCCGAAUGGAUUAGGUUUCACAACUUCAUAUUUCAAGUGUAGGAUGCAGAUCCAAGGCCCUGACUAUUUAGUUCUGAUGUCAAUUUUGGUUAAUAGUUAUGCUAACAACGUGGCAAAGACUCUAAUUCAGAGAAAUCCAGAUAAAAAUUGUCAUAGAAAUCUGUUUUUGGUUUUGAGUUCUAUCUACAAGACGAUAGCUUUGAAAGGGUGCUAUACAGGUCAUGAUUUGGUUUUAUUGCUCAACGGGAAUUUUCAUGCUGCCAAACCAACACCCUUAUAUUGGAAACACUUUGGACGAGAUGUAUUCGAUUUAUCAAAACCGUGCAACCACCACUUUCGCCGCCACUGGCUUAUUAUGACAUGGUUGAAAAGUUAA
Molecule: messenger RNA, 510 nt
Organism: Vicia faba (fava bean)
Lineage: Eukaryota; Viridiplantae; Streptophyta; Magnoliopsida; Fabales; Fabaceae
Source: the annotation of a GenBank genome assembly